Trichomonas vaginalis G3 is the source of this 1227-nucleotide messenger RNA. Its product is annotated as STKc CK1 domain-containing protein. Gene Ontology annotation, biological process: peptidyl-serine phosphorylation; signal transduction; endocytosis. The coding region runs from base 1 to 1227 and encodes 408 amino acids. The transcript has a single exon. The record is from RefSeq and is a predicted model, not a curated record. Gene Ontology annotation, cellular component: cytoplasm; nucleus. Gene Ontology annotation, molecular function: ATP binding; protein serine/threonine kinase activity. NCBI's taxonomy places the organism in Eukaryota, Parabasalia, Trichomonadida, Trichomonadidae.
AUGUCUGAUAUUGUUGUACCUGAUAUUGGUGAUAUUAUUAAUGGAAAAUAUCAAGUAACAAAAAGAAUCGGCGCUGGUUCAUUUGGAGCUAUUUAUGAAGUGCAAGAAUUAGAAUCAGGAAAAAUGCUCGCUGUAAAACUUGAACGACCAACAUCUCCAUCUCCACAACUUCAAUAUGAGCACAGACUAUAUCAAAUUCUUGACGGUGCAUAUGCAAUUCCUCGAGUUUACGAUUUCUGGACUGAAGAAAAUUGGAGAGGCAUGGCUAUGGAUAGAUUAGGUUGUUCACUCGGCUAUUAUUUCAGAAAAUGCGGUAAAAUUCUUUCAAUGAAGACCACUAUAAUGUGUGGAAUCCAAAUGCUUUCAAGAUUAGAAUAUUUACAUGAGAGAUCAUUUAUUCACAGAGAUAUCAAACCAGAUAAUUUUGUUUUCGGAGUAGGUAAGAAUUCUAAUUUACUAUUUCUUAUUGAUCUUGGCUUAGCCAAAAAAUACAGAGAUUUAAUUUCUCAUGCUCAUAUCACUUAUUCUGAAGAUAAAGGACUUGCCGGUACAGCACGUUAUGUCUCCAUUAAUGUUCACUACGGUGUAGAACAAUCCUGCCGCGAUGAUUUGGAAUCUGUCGGAUAUGUUUUAAUUUCAUUGAUAAAUGGUACUCUUCCAUGGCAAGGAAUGGAGGCCUGCAGUAAUAACGAGAAGUACGAACUCAUCCAACAGUCAAAAGUCAACACAACUCUCGAAACUUUGUGCGAAAACUUACCAAACGAAUUUCUCGUAUAUAUGAUGAAAGUUCGUUCGCUCCUUUUCGAUGAGAGACCUCCAUAUGCACUAUUUAGAGCACUUUUCGCUAAAGUUAUGACAGAUAAUAAUUACGCUUACGAUUACAAAUACGAUUGGAUUAUUCCGAGAGCGCAGAGACUCGAUGCAGCAUUACGAUCAACUCCAGAUGUCGGAAAAACUCCAAUUUCCGUUCAUACGAUUAAUAUCCAAGAAAUUGUCGAUACAGGCAAGCAAGUCGACUUAAUGCAGCCAUUACCAUUCUAUUCGAUCCUUACUGAUGCGGCUCUUUUCGUUGGAUUAAGUCGCAAAGCAGAAAAAGGCGAAGAAAAGAAAGAACAAAAGAAAUCGUUCACAGAACAACAGAGUAUCUUCCUUCUUGAUCCAAGGAAGAUAAGGGCACGUCCUGGAAUUCUUGAACUUGAAUUUCUCCAAAAUCCUAUUUCUAAAUAA